GACGUUUAAUUGAAAUCCGAGAAAGAGUCGAGAAGAAGACCAACCCGCUACUGGGAUAUUUCGGAUCGGAAGGAACUCAGCAAGAGAACGACCGUCGAAAGAAUCCCUGGCUAGCGACAGCCAGACCGAAUCGCCAGUCAUGGAUUACUACUACGCAGGCUCCGAGAAGCCCUCGGAACGAUCAAGAUGGACACCUCUUACCCGCAUGCUUCUCUCCGGAGAGAUGACGCAGGAGAAGCAAAAGGAUUUGACGAUGCGGGAGCGCUUCGAUCGUUGGAUGAUUAACGAGGGAUACCGAAGAGUAUUCGUUUUUGUGUUCCUCGUUCUUCACGGUCUCGUCUUCGCAUUUGCCUCGGUCAACUUUGCCCUCAAGGACAACUUGCAAAUAGCGAGAGAUACAUUUGGCCCGACAUUUAUCAUUGCACGUUCAGCUGCGCUGGUGCUUCACGUUGACGUCGCUUUGGUCCUCUUCCCCGUCUGCCGCACGCUCAUCUCUCUGGCCCGCCAAACUCCGCUCAACGGAAUCAUUCAGUUUGACAAGAACAUUACCUUCCACAUUACCACCGCCUGGUCCAUUGUCUUCUUCUCGUGGGUCCACACCAUUGCCCACUGGAACAACUUCGCCCAGAUCGCCGCCAAGAACAACCUCGGAAUCUACGGCUGGCUGCUGGCGAACUUUGUUUCCGGACCCGGCUGGACUGGCUAUGUCAUGCUGAUCGCGCUGAUGGGUAUGGUCUUCACCUCCGUUGAGAAGCCCCGCCGUGCCAACUACGAGCGUUUCUGGUACACCCACCACAUGUUCAUCGUAUUCUUCUUCUUCUGGUCCAUCCACGGUGCCUUCUGCAUGAUUCAGCCCGACUUUGCUCCAUUCUGCACCAGCAUUGGCACUUCUGCCAUUGGUGUAUUUUGGCAGUACUGGAUGUACGGCGGUUUCGUCUAUCUGGCUGAGCGUGUCGCUCGUGAGGUUCGUGGACGCCACAAGACGUACGUCUCCAAGGUCAUCCAGCACCCCAGCAAUGUUUGCGAGAUCCAGAUCAAGAAGGAGCACACCAAGACCAGAGCUGGACAGUACAUUUUCUUCUGCUGCCCUGCUGUCUCUCUGUGGCAGUACCACCCGUUCACCUUGACUAGCGCCCCCGAGGAAGACUACAUCUCCAUCCACAUGCGUGUUGUCGGUGACUUCACCCGCGCCGUAUCGAUGGCUCUCGGCUGCGAGUGGGACAAGAAGAAGGACGAUGCCAGCAAGGUUGUCGGUGUCAACAGCGAUUCCAGCGAAGUCGACCCCGCCCUCCGCCGGGUCUUGCCCCGCGUCUACAUUGACGGACCCUUUGGUUCGGCCUCUGAGGACGUUUUCAAGUAUGAGAUCUCGGUUCUUUGCGGUGCCGGUAUCGGUGUUACGCCCUUCGCUUCCAUUCUCAAGUCCAUCUGGUACCGCAUGAACUACCCUCAACAGAAGACUCGCCUGAGCAAGGUCUACUUCUUCUGGAUUUGCAGAGACUUUGGCUCUUUCGAGUGGUUCCGCUCCCUUCUUCUCGCCAUUGAAGCCCAGGAUGUCGAUAACCGCAUCGAGAUCCACACUUACCUGACGGCCAAGAUCAAGGCGGACGACGCGACGAACAUUAUGAUUAACGACGCCAAUGCCGACAAGGAUACCAUUACCGGUCUGCGCUCGCCGACCAACUUCGGUAGACCCAACUGGGACAUGAUUUUCAGAGGUAUCCGCAAGUUGCACUCGCCCGCCGAGGCUGGUGUAUUCUUCUGCGGUCCCAAGGGUUUGGGUAGCACACUGCACAUUUUCUGCAACAAGUACAGUGAACCUGGCUUUUCAUUCGUGUGGGGCAAGGAGAACUUCUAAGCCAAGUUCGAAGAAAAAAAGGCAACAA
Molecule: messenger RNA, 1883 nt
Organism: Colletotrichum phormii
Lineage: Eukaryota; Fungi; Ascomycota; Sordariomycetes; Glomerellales; Glomerellaceae
Product: ferric reductase like transmembrane component
Exons: 3
Coding region: 140-1855 (571 amino acids)
Biological process (GO): defense response; superoxide anion generation
Cellular component (GO): plasma membrane; NADPH oxidase complex
Molecular function (GO): superoxide-generating NAD(P)H oxidase activity
Source: RefSeq, a predicted model, not a curated record